This is a messenger RNA of Stereum hirsutum FP-91666 SS1, 759 nucleotides long. RefSeq lists its product as uncharacterized. NCBI's taxonomy places the organism in Eukaryota, Fungi, Basidiomycota, Agaricomycetes, Russulales, Stereaceae. The record is from RefSeq and is a predicted model, not a curated record. Bases 1 to 759 code for a protein of 252 amino acids. The transcript is spliced from 10 exons.
AUGACUUCCGUAUCUGGAAGUCUCACGUCGAGUGAGGUCGCUCUCAUACGACAGAAGACUAUACUCUCCAAAGUCAGACAAAGUUACUCACGUACUCUUCGACACUACUUCCUUGUGACCGCACUCAGUAUCCUUGUUUAUGACCACCUCUGUACCAUUGAUCAAGACGUUCGAUACUAUGCACUUGUCGCAAUGGCCAUAGCUGCCUUCGGUCAUGUAUAUGCGCUGUGGAACAAAGGCCGUCUCAUUCUCGCUUCUUUACUUAUAUAUCAAGCCACACAAUUGAUUGUUGGCAUCUGGUUAGACGUCCUACGUGGGGUUAAACCAUUGUCCGUUCCUUUGGAAAGCACUCCAGAGUUUCAUAGUAUCGGCACUUCUGGUGCAACAAUCUACGUAUCGAUAGACCUUAUGUAUAAUCUCGUCAUCUUCAUUCUCACCAUUUCGCGCACAUUGUUUAUGAUGCGUCGUGGUCGAGGACAGGGCCCACAAAGUGCUAUACUCGUAGAAAGUCUUGCAAGAGAUGGUGCUAUAUACUUUGCCACAGUGGACGGGCCAAUUCUAGCAAUUAUCACAAUGGUUCUCGUCAGCCGUAUUACCUUGGGAAUCCGCUCCGCCUUCUACGGACCAGCACAGUUAGACGAACACACCGUGAAUGGAAUCCCUCUUGGAGAGCUCGAGACCACGCAGAGUGCACAAAUACCGCAGAGUGCGAACAAUUACUCUCACUGGAAAGAGACUCGGAACACUCAGAAUACCUAA